AUGAAAGGUGUUGAUGGAUAUAAUUUCAAAAUAUUAUUCAUUUCAAUCAUACUUUUCUUAAACAUAUCAUCUUAUGAUACAGCAAACAACAACGACGACGAUAUACCAUGCAGAUGUGCAUCCGAAACAAAAUGUAAAUUGAAAUGUUUGAAUGAAACAAAUGAAAUUGAUACAAAUCAUAAUAUACAAAGACGAGAAGUGGAGUAUGAAGAAGUUGAAAUUAUCGAUGAACGAAAGUGUAAUAGUAAAAGUUUACAAAAUAUAAUGUUACAGAAUAUGGCUGGUCAAACAGUUAAAGAAGCAAAAACAAAAAUAAUGCGAGCAGCUGAAGCGCUUCUUGGUGGCUAUUUCAAUGUUAUUUGUGCUUAUGGCGAUUUCUCCUAUAUCACAACAACCAGUCUUUAUUGUUUACAAUCUUUGGGUAACAUCAGUUGUUAUGCAUUUCUUACGGGAAAUAAUCAUCCAAGAUUAGAAUGA
Molecule: messenger RNA, 477 nt
Organism: Cercopithifilaria johnstoni
Lineage: Eukaryota; Metazoa; Nematoda; Chromadorea; Rhabditida; Onchocercidae
Source: the annotation of a GenBank genome assembly